Messenger RNA from Trichogramma pretiosum, 1394 nucleotides. Its product is annotated as endochitinase At2g43620-like. The coding region runs from base 49 to 774 and encodes 241 amino acids. The transcript is spliced from 2 exons. Gene Ontology annotation, molecular function: chitinase activity. The record is from RefSeq and is a predicted model, not a curated record. Gene Ontology annotation, biological process: chitin catabolic process; cell wall macromolecule catabolic process. NCBI's taxonomy places the organism in Eukaryota, Metazoa, Arthropoda, Insecta, Hymenoptera, Trichogrammatidae.
UGUGAAAUGACCAAGAGCGAAUCGUUUGUGUAAUAUCUCGUUUAAAUCAUGGCUGCGCUUCUGAUCUCGAUCGUCCUGCUACUACCGAUUAUCGUUAAGCCCGGCCACUCGUACGUCUUCGGCAGCAACAUGAUCAGCCACGAGGAGUUCAAUCGGGCCGUGCAUCGAGCCGGCUACCUCGUGCCCAAGGACGAGACCUAUCGCAACUUCGUCGAGGCGAUCACUCGCGGCUCGUUCGGCCGCGACGAGGCCGCCAUGCUCCUCGCCCAGAUGCUCUACGAGAGCGGCGGCUUCAUGAUCAAGGAGGACCUCGGCUGUCUGCGCGGCGAUCACUGCCUGCGCAAGUACUCGCUGGAUAAGUCAGGCCUGCCCGGCAAGAACUAUCACGGCCGCGGCUAUCUCAAGGUCGCCUGGGGCGCCAACUACAGGGCGGCCUCCGACGCACUGGGCUACGGCGAGACCCUGCUGAGCGAGCCCGACCUCGUGACGACGGAUCCGAGACUGGCGAUGCUCGUCAGCGUCUGGUACUGGGAGCAGAAGGUCCGGCCGAAGAUCGUCCACGUGCCGAAGAGCAGCAACGACGACGGCGACUACAACGAUCUGCGGCCGGCGUCGCGGCCGAGAUAUCGAUUCGGCGAUACGACCAGGGCCCUCAAUCCGUACGAGUGCGUGAGAAAUCCCGAGCGGGCUCAUCGCCGAUGGAUGACUUACAUCAGGGUGGCCGAGAGUCUGCACGUGAGCAACUUCGCCGAGGAGAACGGCUGCUACAAUUGACCGUCCGAAUAAUUUAGAAAAUUUAUUAACGACAUAAUAAUUCGACUGUGCCACUGCCUUCCCAAUCAUACAUGAUAGAGGAUCUUUGUAUUUAAAUAAUGAUAAUACAAUUUAAGACAUAUAAUUAUAUUUAUACGCUCGCGCGACUUUGUUUGAAUUACAUAAUUUUUUUUUUUCACUUCAUCGACGAUGAUGCGGCGCACGUUGUUUUUCGCUAGAGGAAGUCGACUGCGAAAUUCAUACGUUUAUUAUUAUUGCCGUACAUUACCAUUUGUAUUUAUCAAUUGACAUAUUUCGUAUCCGCGAUCGUUGUGUGCGUGUGACGCGAUCAUUGAAUAUUAAUUUUUCAUUUCUAUCUAAUUUUUUUUCCGUCUUCGCGAGGAAUGCAUGUCGUUUUUUCGUUGAAAAGAAGUUUCAAGUUGAAAUAUUGACACUUGGAUUUCAGUAGUGGUUUUAGACUAAUUAAUUUAAGGAUCUCAUUUAUAAUUAUUUGUAAAUACAAUUAAUAAAAGUAAUGUGAUCGAUAUGUUUUGAACUGAAUCAAAGUUCGAUUCGAAACGUAAAUGACAAAUGUUGUGUACUCGAUAAUUUAGUUAAAAUAAAUAUGCCACUGAAACACA